AUGGCGCGUCUACGAGGCUCAGGAAAGGUCAAGCCGGUCCGUCGCAGGAAGAAGAGAUUUUUGUUGCCUCUGCCAGGGGAUGUGGGUCGCCCAGACGCUAGAGACCAGCCUAUGGAGCUUGACGCCAAUGAGAGACCGCAAGAGGCCCUCGAGGAUGCCCAGCAAGGCGACCGUGCGCUCGAAAAGGAGGAUCCGCUGGCCCAAAUUGUCGCGCACUUGCGCACAGCUCGUGCUGGACAGCGACAAGGUAAGAGGUGUUGCCGGGUCGGGCAUUAGUGUAUUCCUUUGACCUGAGGCCUCGCGCCUGCAUCUUUUCGAAGCGCUCGUCAUCCAGCCUCACAGGACAUUUGUCGUUGGUCGACAUUUUCAGUGGUACGUUGGCGUCUAUCGCCCCGCAAAGAAGCCUGGCAGAAGGCGGCUCAUGAACGCAGCGCAUACCCACAGUGACUAUGUUGUGCCCGCGCCUAGCGUUUCAGCUCGAGUGAGUCACGCUGAUUGACGAAAUUAUGCGCAUACAUGCGAGCAUUGAGAAGCCAGGCAAGUGCUGAAUCGCUAAUAUCCGGGCUCCUUGACGGCGAGAAGCACUUCAAGCUCAUCGCUCACGUGUAGGUGAUGAUUGGCUACCAAGCAAGGCCAGCCGAGCAAUUUGCCCACUAUAUGACUGAAUCCAACAUGUAGGACGGAUGCCGAAGAUGCGUUCGUUUCAUUGCAUGUAAGUGUUUGGCGUCGACACGGUGGCGUCUUGCCGUGCCUAAACGUGAUGCGAUCCCAAAGGAUCUGUCCCGCAACGGGGUAUACUGCAACGGCAAACGAGUCUCCAUGUCGUGCCCGCUCAUCCUCUGUGACGGAGAUACGAUCUCGAUCCCUCAUGCUCAAAGUGCGUUAAAGAGGGACGAGACGCGCUGGAGGAUCCAUUCGCUGAUGUAUGUCCUCCUUCUGCAGACUUUGUGUACAAGCACGCGAAAAAGAACCAAGAAGCAGAGGUUUGUUAAGUCACAGCUUCUGAAGUUGUAAGGAUGCUGAGACGAGCGUCAAUGUGCCUGCCAGACCAUUGUUGGAGACUAUCGCAUCCUUCCACGAGUGCUUGGAACGUCAGUGCUGGUGGUCCUUUUGCGCACAGGGUCACGCCCCUGACUCACGCGCUCUUCUGCGAGCAGAGGCUCCUUUGCCACCGUGCGCCUGGCCAUCCAAAUCGACACGGGCGCUCAAGCAGCGUGUAAGCAACAAGAUCGACGUUGGAUCGAAGAGGAGGAGAAUGCUGCUACUGCAAGGCGCGAGAUUCAGGUGCGUCGUGACUAGGCUCCUGGCGUGUAGACAGAAGCUCACGCCGCCUGGUGGACGCUAGCUCCUGCAACGCUUGUCCCACGUACGUAGAUGCCAACGAAAUGCUCUGGGUGCGUGUUCGGCUGCCCAUAAUGUUCAUUCGCUACCGCAAUGGCCUCCCUGCAGCCUAACAUCAACGGGCUGCUGGCACUUGAGAAGGACCGUCGAUACCAGUAUUGCUUUGUAUCUUGGUCAGUCGUGAGCGAAUGCCUUGCGCCAAAUUCAUGCGCUGACAUGCGACUCGUCCUAAAGUGCUACUGGUGGAGAUCUGUUCGGGUACAUCCUCGCUCAUGGGCAGAUCCAAGAAGCAGAGGCGAAAUUCAUCUUCUUCCAGCUCCAAAGUGCUCUAACAGUGAGCAGUAGUCUUCAACGUAUGGUUGCAUUCGCACAGCAGAGGGAUCUCACUCACUCACUACUUGCAGUACGUGCACGAGCACGGAGUUGCGCAUCGUGGUGAGCGGCGCAGCCAUCACAGGCGCAGGAUAGAAGCGCGCUGACGAUGUGGGAGUGCACGUCUGCAGAUAUCAAAGUACGUGAAGCACGAGUGCCACUUCAGUGCGACCCCGUGCUUAGUGUUUUCUCUCAGGGAGAAAACGUACUUCUCAUCACCGCCGGCAAGUUUCCCCACGUCCAGCUCGCAGACUUUGGAUUGGCUUCCGAGAGGACUUUGGAAAAUGCAAUCGUUGGUUUGCCGCUAGGCAAGCACAAUGCUCGAAGCCAUUGCGGCACUGUCUCCUAUCUUCCACCUGAGGUGCUUAAAACUCGUGUCGUUUUGGAGGCUUACGAAGCUACGAGCGUAAGUCAGCAGCGGUCACUCUCGUUGCGCCAAGCCACGAAGGCUGAAUUUCCACACCUUUCCAUCCACGCUCCCUCAAAGGUCGAUGUAUGGGCGCUUGGACUAGUUCUUUACGUCAGUGCGAAUAACGAACGGCAAAUGGCAAAUACAGCCUUCUUCUUGCUGAACUCAUGCGCUCGCUGUCUGCAGGUGAUGCUCUCUGGAAGGCACCCUUUCGAUAGCGCUCUCUUAGAUGCUAUGGACGACUGCACGUAUGAUGUGCAGCUGGAACUACUAGAGCGAGGCCACGUCACCGAGGAGUACCUUGUGGAUCGGGGCCUUCUAGUGAUGAAGCCUGCACCACCUUCUAGCGGCGAUCAGGCAGCUCAGGAUACACUUGUGGAACGGCGGGCUCUCAUCCGUGCCAUCUUCUCGGGCAUAGACGUAUCGAGUCCUGACCUAAAAGGUACGAGUGACGCAGGUGAGUAGAAAGUGCAGCCACUUUGAAAGAGCAGGCUGACCGGACCCCGUCAACAGUACGAAACUUGCUAGGUCAGCUCGUCCAGGUGCGCGUGAGCAAGCGUUUGACGGCACGGCAGGCCGGAAAAUCCGCUUGGAUCCAGUCUUCCUUGCCACAGCUCAAAGCGAUGUACGGCGAGCGCGUUCUCGGGCGCUUCAGCUGA
This is a messenger RNA of Ceraceosorus bombacis, 2781 nucleotides long. NCBI's taxonomy places the organism in Eukaryota, Fungi, Basidiomycota, Exobasidiomycetes, Ceraceosorales, Ceraceosoraceae. The record is from the annotation of a GenBank genome assembly.